GGGGCUAACAUGGCUGGGAUAUAGGGCAUCAUGUCAAAUGCGAUAAUGGCAGCCCUAAAUGCACACGAUGCGAGAAAUUCGGGAGGGAGUGCAUUCGACGGGUGAAGUUUCGCCAUGGCUCGGGCUCGACUGUGAGAUAUAUCGACGAGACGCCCAAGUUCACAGGGACUUCGACGGACCCUUCCCCACGAUCAAAUCGUGUCUCAAAUGACGAUCCAACUCCUCACAUUCCAACGCUCUCUCAACCUACCUCACCAGACAAGCCUCAAAGCAACCCAUACCCCUUGGCUCCAAAUCGGCCCUAGUGAAUCAUGUCUCCUUCGUUACUUUGUCGAAGAGCUAGCAAGAUGGUUCGACAUCUGCGAUCCUUCAAACCACUUCGAAAGUACAAUCCCCCAGCGAGCACGCGAAUGUUUUACUCUCCGGCAUGUAAUUCUAGCUGCGUCAGCGAGACAUUUCAGUACCCUGCCUACGGACCGACAGACAGCUACCUUCCAGAAAUACAAUAUGAAGCACGAUAUAACAAUCGACGAAGAAACAGUGCUAUACUACCACAAUCAAUGCAUCACAGAUCUCCGCUCCCUAGCUGCUCAACCAGACGCAAUCAUGGACGAGAAUCUGCUCGCGGCGGUGGUUAUACUAAGAUUCUAUGAGGAGUUAGACAACCCCUUCGUAGCCCUCCCCACCGAAACUGCCGCUCGCGGACUACAUGUCUUUAUCGAGGCACAAGCGCAAACCGCACUCUCUCCUCCCCCUACCCUUCCGUCCAAUUCCAAUGCCAAUGGCACUCUCCGACAGGCAGUCUUCUGGACGGGCUUCCAGCAGGAAUUCCACAUGGCGUUUUCGCAACAACGGCCCUUUCGUCUUCCGCUUUCACUUUCUGUUACGCAGGGUCAUCUAGUCUGGAUUCCUGCGUCGGAUGCGGUUUGGACCAAUCGACUGCUUAUUAUUGGAGCACGGGUGAUUCAGUACUGCUAUAAUGAUACAUUUCCCGGAUACGGGAGUGUAGCUGGGUAUCGCGAGUUACUUGCCCUACGGGGUAAAUGGGUUCGUUCGAGACCUAUAUCUUUCUCGCCCGUGUACAUUGAAGAACCAAAUCCGGAAGAAAAGACAUUCUUCCCAGGAAUAUGGUAUCUAGACGACUGCCACAUCGUCGCAGCGCAAACCCUCAGCCUUCUCGAUAUCCUCUUCACUGCGUAUUCACCAUACAUUCCUCGCAUCGGAUCUGCGCUCCAUCUGGAGAUGGAGAAUGUAGAUGAGAAGUUGAGGACUGCUGCGUUGGAGAUUUGUGGGAUUGCAAUAUCGAAUAAAUAGUCUGCGCCGGCGUUGACGACGGCUUGUAUUGCGGUUAGUAUUUGCGCAGAGAGGUUUGUUGGUUGCUGUGAGGUGCAGAGGGCGUUGAUAGAUGUGGUUGUUGAUAUGGGGGGGGGGAGUUGAAUUAUUGGCCGGC
Messenger RNA from Aspergillus glaucus CBS 516.65, 1450 nucleotides. RefSeq lists its product as uncharacterized. Gene Ontology annotation, molecular function: transcription cis-regulatory region binding; DNA-binding transcription factor activity. Bases 208 to 1314 code for a protein of 368 amino acids. The record is from RefSeq and is a predicted model, not a curated record. NCBI's taxonomy places the organism in Eukaryota, Fungi, Ascomycota, Eurotiomycetes, Eurotiales, Aspergillaceae. Gene Ontology annotation, biological process: positive regulation of transcription by RNA polymerase II. Gene Ontology annotation, cellular component: nucleus. The transcript is spliced from 5 exons.